AUGGAACUUAAACUGGCUGACGAGGAGCGCUUACGACCAAACUGGGAUCAGUACUUCAUGCAAUUGGCAUCUCUUGCCGCACAGCGGAGUAAUUGUAUGAAGAGAAGGGUGGGCUGCGUGCUUGUUCGGGAAUGCCGUGUCAUUAGUACUGGAUACAACGGAACUCCACGGCAUCUCAGGAACUGCAACGAGGCUGGCUGUCCAAGAUGCAACCGAGGUGAAGGUGGAGGCGUCGGUUUGUCCACGUGUCUUUGCCUACAUGCAGAAGAGAACGCGCUAUUAGAAGCCGGGAGGGAGCGCAUACGGGAAGGUACAAUACUUUAUUGUGACACGUGA
Aspergillus oryzae RIB40 is the source of this 336-nucleotide messenger RNA. RefSeq names its product deoxycytidylate deaminase. The record is from RefSeq and is a predicted model, not a curated record. NCBI's taxonomy places the organism in Eukaryota, Fungi, Ascomycota, Eurotiomycetes, Eurotiales, Aspergillaceae. Gene Ontology annotation, molecular function: zinc ion binding; dCMP deaminase activity. The transcript is spliced from 2 exons. Gene Ontology annotation, biological process: pyrimidine nucleotide metabolic process. The coding region runs from base 1 to 336 and encodes 111 amino acids.